AUGAUGGACGGUCUGAAGGGAGCUAAGCUCUGCUACCCUCAGCUCCUCAACUCCUCCUGCAGGGGUUUACUGCGUCCUCGCUCUGAGGCCGUCCUCCUCUACAUGCUGCUCUCCUCCAUCACUGUGCUCACUGUAGCUCUCAACCUGCUGGUUAUCAUCUCCAUCUCCCACUUCAGACAGCUCUACACCCCCACCAACCUGCUCCUGCUCUCCCUGGCCACCUCAGACCUCCUUGUGGGGCUGCUGGUGAUGCCGGUGGAAACAGUGAGAUUCGUAGAAAGCUGCUGGCUGCUGGGUGAUCUCAUGUGCGCUCUGUCUUACAUUAUCGGCUUCACUCUCAUCUCUGCCUCUGUGGGGAACAUGGUGCUCAUUUCCAUUGAUCGAUAUGUAGCUAUUUGUUACCCUCUGCAGUACCCCAACAAAAUCACUCGCAGCAGAGUUGAGGUGUGUGUGUGUCUGUGCUGGGCCUGCUCACUGCUCUACAACGGCUUGAUCUUAAAGGACCAUCUCAGCCAGCCAGACAGACACAGCUCCUGCGACGGGGAGUGUUUGGUGGUGAUUAACUACAUCCCCGGAGCCAUUGACCUUGUGCUCACUUUCAUCAGCCCCUGCUCAGUCAUAGUCACUCUUUACAUUAGAGUGUUUGUUGUGGCGGUGGCUCAGGCCCGUGCCUUGCAGUCUCAUAUUACAGCUGUUUCAGGCGGUUCAGUAAGAAUCACUGCAAAGAAAUCAGAGAAAAAAGCAGCCAGGACUCUGGGUGUUGUCAUAUUAGUGUUUUUGAUGGCAUUCUGUCCGUAUUACUACCCUUCUCUUGCAGGACAGGACACCUCAAACAGUGCUUCAUUUUGGCCCAUUGUGUCUAUGCUGUUGUAUUUUAAUUCUUGUUUAAACCCACUCAUAUAUGCUUUUUUCUAUCGGUGGUUUAGAAAAGCUAUCAAGCUCAUUGUCACCCUCAAGAUACUAGAGCAGGACUCCUCUCAGGCAAAUAUACUUUAA
Molecule: messenger RNA, 996 nt
Organism: Seriola dumerili (greater amberjack)
Lineage: Eukaryota; Metazoa; Chordata; Actinopteri; Carangiformes; Carangidae
Product: trace amine-associated receptor 13c-like
Exons: 1
Coding region: 1-996 (331 amino acids)
Biological process (GO): G protein-coupled receptor signaling pathway
Cellular component (GO): membrane
Molecular function (GO): trace-amine receptor activity
Source: RefSeq, a predicted model, not a curated record